CCAACAGCAGGCAAGCAGGCAAGCAAGCCUCUUCACCAUUUCAAUCAUAUUCAUCAACAUUCAUCAGGAUUUUCCAUUUGUGGUCAUCUUAAUUUAUUUAUUUUUGUUCAUUGAAUAUUAUUUAAUGUCCACCAUUAAUCUAACUGCCAUGAUGCUACAAACUAGGGUUGGAAUUACAAGUUGAAAUUAAAUUGAGGUUAAAACCUGAUGAUCUGAUCUUUUUUACACGAUGGAAUCGGAAUCGUGUAUCAUAACUACCAAAAACAGAUUUAUUAAUCAAUCGUCAAGCCUACACUUUGAACAGAAGAUUUCUUUAAAUGGUCAUUGUGAUGGCUUACCACCAAGGAGUAACAAUAACAGUCAAGUUAGCCAGAAUGGUGCAAAUGAACAUAAAAGAUGGUCAACAAGUUACUCGCAGAAGACCGAUAUCAGUGAUAACUCAACGAGUCAACCAUAUAAUCAAGAUGAUUGUAGCUCAAAAGACUCAAAGUUACCCUCCUAUGUUGGUAUAAGUUGUACUAUUUCUGGUUAUAGUAGCUACAGUCGUUACUGUUCAUCUAUUCGAGGGAGUAUCAGUCGUGGAAGUAGUCCAAUCAUGAGAAACUACGAGGUAAUUGAUGGACCCAAUGUUGUUCAACAUCAUCAUACACAUAAUCAUCAUUUUCAUCAUCAAAUUCACCAUAACAACAAUCACAGUCAUCUAGAUUCAUCUCAUCAACCACAAAAUCAACGUCAAACAUUAUUUUCAGCAAUCUCACCAAACAAUUGGUCCAGAGAGGAAAACGGAAUAAUCUCAAACCAUACCCACAGGAAUAAUGAUUUAAAUUGUGAAGAUUCAGAGUAUGAUGUUGAUACGAGUGAAUCAAGUGAAAAGUCUCUAGUUCAAAGAAGGAUUGAAAGUUUGUACGGUUCAAAUGUUGCCGAAGUUUGGAGGGACUCUAGAUCAAAAGUUAAAAAAGUUAAUAAGAAAAAGAUUGAAAUGAUCAAUCAUCGAAGUCCAUCUUGUCCUCCUCAUGCUCUUAAAUCAAAAGAGUGCAAAAAGUCUCCUGCAGUCUUCAGUCAUCUGAAUGAGAAAUUCUUGAGUAAAAUUGAUGCUGACCCCAAAGAACCGGUGAACGGACUUAUUAGUAGGCUUAAUGAAGUAUUAAACGUUAACGGCACUAAGGAAAACGGAAUACAAUCAACUAAAGAGAACGGAUUCCAUCUUAGUGAUACAAUCGGACAUUACCAUCACAAUCAUAAUGGGGAAACUGCUCAUGGGAAUGGCUUUGAGCGUCAUCUUUCAGAUGAUUGCAUGGGAGAAGAUCAAGUUGACAAGGUUAAUAUUAAAGAGGAUAACCAUUAUGAGGAGAAGCAAGUUAUCAAACACGGUGAAAUGUAUUUGAUAAAAUUGGAGGAGACCAUAAAAGAAAUUAAAGCUCAAGUUAACAAGACUGAAUUAAUAUUACAAGAAGAAUCUCAUCUAAUGACUGAAGAGAUUAUUGGUAAUUUAUUAUCAUCUAUUGGUAAAGGAAAACUUCUCAUAACUCAAAAAUUGAAGCAAUUCAGAGAGCUAUGCCAUAAAAACAUUAAUGGCAACAGUUCUGAACAAUUUUCCACAAAAAAUGAAGAUUUGGACGGUUUCUGGGAAAUGGUGUAUAUUCAAGUUGAAGAUGUGCUUAAUGGUUUCGAAGAAAUUUACAAAUUGAAACAAAAUAAUUGGAUUGUUAAUGAAUCUGCUAAAAUAACUCAACCAAAGAACAGAUCUCCGAGGAAAAUAACUUCAAAGGCAUCACCUAAACAACAAAAAAACACAGCUCGAGAUGAAAUGAGAAAGCAACGUUUAAGAGAAGCUAAACUCAAGAACCAAUCACGGAUUCAAGAAAAGAAGGAUGAUGAAGAUAUCGUUAUUUUCGUCCCUUCGAAUGAUAAUAUGUUGAUAAACAAUGGUCAAAAGAAUGAUUCUUAGUUCUAUUAUUAUCAUUAACGUCAUUUACAGUGCAGAGGAUAAGCAGCCGAAAUAACUUCCUCUCUCUCUCGCUAUCUCCUUUAUUGUACUUCAUCUAAUGUUAAUGAAUUGGUUUAGGAUGAAAGUGAGAAAUGCAAAAACAAUUUUGUACCAAUCUCACGAUUCAUUUGCUUAAUAUUGAUCCAACUUUGAGUCUUUAAAGCAGUUCUUUGUUAAAUCAACUAGUACAAUGUAAAUGGAAUUUUUUCUUGUGAUAAUCGACUGAGCGCUAUCUCAAGUACCUUUAAAAGGUUUAUUAGGUUCAAAGUUAUAACUUUUUUCUACUUUCCAGCCAAUGUUAGACCUUAAAUCGUCUUACUGUUGGUUAUGAUAGAAUAGUUUACCGGGCGUUUCUAUUAUUCUCGUUCUCGUCAGUAAUAAUUUUUUUUGUUUGAUAUCAAACAAAGGUAAAAGCACGUCUAUAUUUAUAAAUCAUAUUCAGUUGUAGCAUAAUUCAGACAUCCAAUUCAUUCAAUUUCGCCCACUUUUUUUACGUAACUAAUAUGAAGAUAUGAAGAUAUUCCCAUAAUUGUAAACAGAUCAUUUAUGCAGCUAAAUUUUGAAAACUCAUAAGUUGAACUUAUUGUGUUCACUAUUUAGUUUGACACUUCAUCAUCCAAUUUUGUUGCAAACCUUUUCUGCUUUUCAUUACCAUAAUAAUGAUUAUAUUUUUUGUUUUCAAGUUUUCAACCAACAAUGGAAAAUAUUUGUAUCAUUUUUUUGCAUCAAUUGUUUUUCUGCUCUCCUGUCAAUCCUUGUGAACAAUCAAUUUUGUAAA
Molecule: messenger RNA, 2765 nt
Organism: Tetranychus urticae (two-spotted spider mite)
Lineage: Eukaryota; Metazoa; Arthropoda; Arachnida; Trombidiformes; Tetranychidae
Biological process (GO): signaling
Cellular component (GO): glutamatergic synapse; postsynaptic specialization
Molecular function (GO): molecular adaptor activity
Source: RefSeq, a predicted model, not a curated record